AUGAGCACCUACCACCACGCCGUAGAGCGCACGAUCUAUGUGGGGAACAUAGGUCGCGGCGUGACGGAGCAGGCCCUGCUGGCCCUUUUCGGGCACUGCGGAACGGUGACCCAAAUACGGCUGGCCGGUGACCCGUCCUUCGAAACCCGAUAUGCUUUCAUUGAGUUUGGCCACCCGGAUGAGGUCCGGACGGCACUGCUGCUGGAUGGCAUGCAGGUCUACGAACGGUCCAUUCGUGUCAGCCCAGCAAGGGGGGGCGGGCCCCUGAGGAACAAUGAUCCCGACAGGGUCAACAAGACCAUACAUGUUGCAGGCAUCCCCAUGGAGGACAUAGAGGAGGACGUCCUUGCAGAAUUCUUCUCACACUGUGGGGAGGUGGUGGCUGUCAGAAAAAGCGGCCGCUUUGCUUGGGUUGAGUUCGCGACAACGCCUGGAAUGCAGGCGGCCCUGAGCCUCGACGGGGAGCCCCUGGGCAACAGCAACAUGAAAGUGCAGCAGUCACGGACUCCAAUAAUGAAUGCUGGCUGGAGGGCUCCGCCCAAGGACCCAGGCAGGCAAUCCUCAUUUCAGUCAUCACCAGCUGCGCCGGAGGCAGCGCCAGAGAGCGCCUAUGCAGGGCAUUAUCCAUAUGCAGAGCAAAGCUAUGGCGCUGGCGGCUAUGGCAAUGGGUACACAGGCAGCUGCGGGCAGUCUUCAGGGGAUGCUUACGGGCACAGCAUGCCACCUCCCGCUGGGCCCCGCCCCACUGCGGCCCCUCCACAUGCGUACCCGCCACCCCACUCCCUUGGCCCAGGGUUGCCCUACCCGGUGCCACCGCAGGCGCCCAUGGUGGGGGGCCACCCUUCCGUGCCUCCGCCCGAGAGGGGCAUUGCAGGGGCCUCGCAAGGUAGGUAG
Molecule: messenger RNA, 894 nt
Organism: Ostreobium quekettii
Lineage: Eukaryota; Viridiplantae; Chlorophyta; Ulvophyceae; Bryopsidales; Ostreobiaceae
Source: the annotation of a GenBank genome assembly